Spirometra erinaceieuropaei is the source of this 1405-nucleotide messenger RNA. The record is from the annotation of a GenBank genome assembly. NCBI's taxonomy places the organism in Eukaryota, Metazoa, Platyhelminthes, Cestoda, Diphyllobothriidea, Diphyllobothriidae.
GAAAACAACGUUUGACGACAGGUGUGCUACGGCAGCGCAUAUGAAUGGGAGCAUUCCACUGCGCCUUUUAUAUAGCGAUUUUUAGAUAUGGUAUGAUCUGUAGCUUAAUGCGGCCCGCAUUUUGAAUUCUCUCCUUGCGAGAUCUUUUAAAGUUUAAUCCGUAGACAGACUGAUGGUUAGUGACAAGCACAAUAACAUUACCGGGAAAGACAAGGGAGACUGAAAUGGUCAUUUCAGGCUUAUUAGCCGUCGUUAGCCAGUCAUGUCCAACCCUGAAGUGUGGAACACCUGGGGGCCCGAUCCCACGACCCGUUGGUUAGAGGUGCCACACCCUAAACCAAUGAGCCACAUGCUCGUUGUCCUGGGUAUGACUGGCUGACAACAGCUAAUAAGCCAGAAAUGACCAUUCCAGUCUUCCUAGUCUUUGUCGGCGAUGUUAUUCUGCCUAUAGUACGCGCCGCUCUGAGGCUGCUAGUUGGGCUCGCGAGAGAGCUCCAAGGCACAACGGGACCAGUAAGUUCCGUAAGACGAUCGGUGAACGCCCUCCUACCAGUGGAAUGCGUGUCAUUCGCAUUAUUAAUAUGCUUGUUCUACUAAAAUUAUAUCAAUAAUAUGUCUGUAACAAGAUUAUUUGAAUAGCCACACGCAUCGUUAAAUAGUAUGCUCAAAAUAGGGUUAUAAAAUGCAAUAAAUAGUAUCAUUAAACCAUACUGAAUAUGUAGAAAAGAUUAACUGGUGGUUUGUUAUCCAACCUGAAGGUGGUCGAAGGCCUUCAAGCUGGCAGAAUCGCGUCGACGAAAGGCUGCUAGGCGAUACCCACACAGGCAAAGUCUGCCCCUACAGCCCGAACUACUCUUGUUCCCUCGAGUCCACGCCUGGAUACGCCACGCCCUCCCCUGUCUCUCUCGGCGCCAUAAUCACCCGCUCCCGUAACAGGAGUGAAUGUCAUAGGCCCCUGCGCUCUUCCCCAGCCCUCGGGUCACAUCGCCUGGAGGUCCCCUCUCUCCCCGGCCAGUACAAAGACUUCUGGGUUGGUAAGACUCGCCCUCACCAGGCUACAGCGCCAACUAGACGCGAGCAUCAGAAGGCCUCUGACAACGAGGUGCAGGAAACCCAGCGCUCGGUGAUCACUCAGACCUGCGGACUGACCCAGGAACAGCAUCAUACUCAGAAUUCACAUCCCACCUGGCUGCGCCCAGAACCCCUCGGCGGCAGUGGUAUGGAGUCACGGCCGUUUGGCGCUUCCUUUGACGAGAGCGAUAGCCCGCCGUUGCGCAGGUACCUCCAACGGAAUGGUAGUCUUCGCCUGAGACCGUCCCACGCUGUUGACAGGCCACUGCUGCCCAAUAUGAGCUACGCGGAAAGAUUUGCUCAUUCCUCGGGGCCAUCACUAUUUGUCGAUUGA